AUGGUCGCUGACACGCAAUCCUUGCCCAACGAAACGGCGCCGCUGUUGUCGCCGACUCCGAACUCCGAACCACCCACCAACAACAGCAGCAGCAGCAACAACAACAACAACAAUGGGCGGAAGAAAUUGCUAAUUCUCGUCGCCUGCGGCAUUUUCAUUCUUGCGGCCGAUUUUGGCUUUUUUCUGUCGCAAGCGCCGCAGACAGCUAUCUUUGAACGGAUCAUUUGUCGCAAUUAUCUCCUCAAUUCGCGCGAUGACAUGAAUGCGAGCCUGCUCAACUCUCCCUCAGAGGAUCCGUGUAAAUCCGAACUCGUACAGGGAGAGCUCGCCCUCAUCAACGGGUACAAAGAAACAUUUGAUGUCCUGCCCAGUAUCCUCUUGUCGCUCCCUUACGGUGUGUUGGCCGACCACUGGGGUCGCAAGCCCGUGCUGUAUCUCGGGGUCGUGGGGAUCAUCCUAGGGGAGUUUUGGGUCCGGUUGGUCGCCGCAUGGUCAACUGUACUACCACUGCGCAUGGUUUGGAUGACGGCCCUUUUUCGCAUCAUUGGCGGCGGUGACCAAGUAAUUACCUCCAUGGCCAUCGCGAUGGUGGCGGAUGUCUUUUCCGAGGAGGAGAGAUCAACUGCGAUCUUUCGCCUCUCGUCCUGUGUUCUGAUCGCAGAGAUUUUGGCCACACCUUUCAGUGCCUAUCUGAUGACCUUUGAUAUAUGGUACCCUUAUAUUCUUGGGCUCGUUGUAGUCGUAGUAGGCACUUUGCCAGCUAUUUUCAUCCCAGAGACCCUCGCAGACGCCAAAGCAAAAAUGAAAAAUCACGCAGAUGAAGCUCCACUGGCGUCAAUUGAAGGCAUGGAGCCACCAAGCAAGCAACCAAUGUGGCAGGAAAUUAUCCACCAGGCCCGCGAGUUCAAGAAAUCCACCCGAUUCAUUUGGAGAGAUGGCAAUAUUUGCCUCCUAGUUAUAAUCGCUGGGGUCGGCUUCAUGAGUCGACAGUCGACGGGUUUACUGAUGCAAUACGCGUCCAAGAAGUUCAACUGGAGCAUUGGCAAGGCCAGCCUCCUCAUCUCGCUCCGUGGGAUAUUUAGUUUGUCAAACUAUCUCGUUCUCAUGCCCGCAUUCAACUCCAUCGCCGGCAGAUUCUUUAACCUGCAUGGCAAGUAUCGAGACUAUCGUCUCACUCAAGUGACCAGUGUGUUUACCGCGGUCGGAUUUGGCAUCAUGGCCUUCGCGCCGGUCCCAGGCAUCUUAAUCUGGGGUCUACUAUUCCUCUCUAUUGGAUUGGGUUUCCUGGUCACUACACGUUCUCUUGUCACUGCUCUCGUCCUACCCAACCAUAUUGGAACACUUUAUUCGGCCCUUGCGAUCUCACAGGCACUGGGAGGCCUCAUCGCAGGUCCCCUUUUCGCUUAUCUGUUCCGACUUGGAAUGCAUCUCGGCAAUGCUUGGAUGGGUCUACCGUGGCUUCAAGCCUCUGUCAUUUUCAUUCUGGUUUCCAUCGUGUCCUGGUAUAUUCGAGUGCGCGAUCCUGUAUCGCAUGAUGAGGAAGAGCCACACCUUGCGGAAUGA
Messenger RNA from Penicillium cosmopolitanum, 1563 nucleotides. RefSeq lists its product as uncharacterized. Bases 1 to 1563 code for a protein of 520 amino acids. The record is from RefSeq and is a predicted model, not a curated record. Gene Ontology annotation, biological process: transmembrane transport. The transcript has 3 exons. Gene Ontology annotation, cellular component: membrane. Lineage: Eukaryota; Fungi; Ascomycota; Eurotiomycetes; Eurotiales; Aspergillaceae. Gene Ontology annotation, molecular function: transmembrane transporter activity.